This is a messenger RNA of Pocillopora meandrina, 12118 nucleotides long. Lineage: Eukaryota; Metazoa; Cnidaria; Anthozoa; Scleractinia; Pocilloporidae. The record is from the annotation of a GenBank genome assembly.
CAUGGCGGUGAUGGCGGCCUGCUAGUAAUAAAGCUUAGUCCGAUCGGUUUGAUUUAAUUGUUUUGGCUUAUUUUCCAUUAGCAGAUGGAAAAAGGUAGAAAGAGGUCUCGUGAUUAUCAUGAAAGAGAAAAGUCGCCUACCGGGAAAAGGAAAAGCUGCACUGUCUGGGAAGAUCUACGUUCCACUCUAGACGAACUCUUCUUCCGCGACUGUGAUUUGAUUAAACGGUUUGUCUAUGUUCAUUCACUGUAAGAUGAAGUUAAUACAGUCAUUUCCCAGGAUACGCCAAUUUAUGCUGAAUAGCCUAUCUUGUGUUUAUCAGUGGAACUCAAGAUUAUAAGGACUUCUGGUUAUUUCUGGAACGGUAUGAAGCCUUUCACAGUAAGAGACAAAAAGAAAAGCAAACAAAUGGUGAGAUAUGUGAAUUGCUUCGAGGUUAACUCUUUUACUGUCUCAAUGGUUUUAUUUGUUUAUCUAUUUGUAUUUGUCAAUAACAGAAGAGCAAUUUAUGGAAACUACUGAUUUAACCAUCAUCAUCAUCAUCAUUAUUAUUACUAUUUGAAAAAAGUGUUGUUCACUCUGCAAUUGGGAGAUUUACCAUCAUUAUGAGUUAAGCUUAGUGUGAGUGACAAUGUACUUUCAUUAACUCCUCGUCACUUUGAAUACUGUUUUCAUUUAUAAAUAUAUUUUUCAAAACAGCAAAGGACACUAAAGAUUGGAGGUCCCCUAAACUAGGACUCCCUUUAUCAUACGACAGAAGGUAUAAGAUAAAUGUUGCUCUGUUGUCAAAAGAUAUUUCUGAUGUAACUGGAUACAGCACCACUGGAACUAAGAAAGGUAAAUUUACUGAUAGACUUUGAAUCAUCAUUAAUGCAAAUACUAGUCACCUGAUAAACUUUGAAUUAGACCAGUUUGAUUUUUAGGUAAUUUUGUUUCUGUUAAUGAAGAAAAGACAAAACAUACAGUGAAACAGGUGUGAAUAGACUGAAAGGAAAUACAACAAAUUUUUUCUUUAAAGAUAUAUUUUUUGUUAUGUUUUCACAGUUUACUCCUCUUUGGACAAGAAAAGCAAGCCAUGGGGUAAUGAGCUAUCAAGAGAAGAGUUUUUGGAAUUUAAAUCCAUCAUAUUGUUUUAUAUUGAUUUUUGUCAGAAGCAAAAGGUAAUGGAUUGUUAUAAUAAUAAUAAUAAUAAUAAUAAUAAUAAUAAUAAUACUUAUAAUAAUAGUUUGAGCAUAAACAUUCUUCAGCAUUCUUAAAACAUGUUUAAUGUGAUUCUUCAGUAUUACACUGUGCAUCCUCUACUCAGUGUAAAAUCAUAUAAUCAGGCCCAUAGGUGCAUAUGCUUUGUAAAUAGGAAAAAUUUAAAAAGAAUAAUCAGAGGUAAAAAUAGAUAUAGCUUAAAAAUGUGUACAAAGCUCAUAGCUCAAGGAUGUAAAUUAUGACCUUGAAAACAACUGUUUUGAGGUUAUGUCAUUUAAGAAUUGCCUGAUUUUUGAUAAAGUACAGAUCAAGUUGUUCCUUAUGCUUGAGACUUUCUACCUAUCAAGUAUCAGCUACAAAUGUACCAUGAACUGAUGAAAUAAUGUGCAUGAUCAGUAACAGCGCAGCCAAACAUUGGGGUACGAUUAGCGCCCCAUAUCUCCUGAGCAAGCAUGUUGACCUACCUUUUUUGUGUGGUUCUCAAAACAGAGAUUGGUAGGGAACAUUCAAAGGAAAGUUUUAGAAGGCCACCUUUAAUACAAAACCAUACACAUAACUAUUGUAAUAAAUAAGUAACAUUUUUCUUUUUUUUUUCACUGCCUUUUGUAGUUUUCCAAAUUAGUGAAGUUGAAGAAGGACCAGGCAAACCUUCCCAUAAGCAAUUUUAAAGAGCAGAUUAUUGAUGCAUUGGGAAACAACCAGGUGGUUAUUAUUGCUGGUGAUACAGGGUGUGGAAAGUCUACACAGGUAAUACAAUAAGAGUACUGUACAAUCAUGUGAUUGGAAAUAACAACCUUUGCAUACUAUUAUCAUAUUCUAUGGCUGGGAAGUUGGUGUGAUCAUGAAUUAAUGCGGUAUAGUGGACACUCAUAUGGAUGCAUGUAUACAGAAGUGCAUUGGAAGGAAAUUUCCAAUCAGAAUCACAAAAUCUCUGUCUAGCCCUAAAUUACAAACAAUACCCAACUCUGUUGAUUCUACAUGUAAUAAGGAUGUUUCAUUAUGCACUGUAGUUGAUAGGACAGUAAGUUUAUUUGAACCUUUGAACUACUGGCUUAAGAGUCAAUGAGUUAGAUAUUUGUAGGGGGUUUCCAUUGAGAAAAUUAAUGUAGUAGCAUGAGAAUAGUGUAAAGUAAUCAUAGAAGAUUCUCACCAGUAUAAAUAAAAAAACAGCUUAGGCCAUUUAAAUUUAAUGGAGGAACUGUGUGCUGUAACCAGAGAAUUCUCCCUCUUCCAAUGCACACAGCAUUAUAAUGUGAAACAUAUUUUAAUGAAAAACAUGACAAUCGUUUCUUCGUUUGGUUUUACUUUUUUUAAAGGUUCCUCAGUAUCUUUUGCAUGCUGGCUACACACAAAUUGCAUGCACUCAACCUCGACGGAUCGCUUGCAUUUCAUUGGCCAAAAGAGUAGGGUACGAAACUCUGAAUGAAUAUGGAUCCCAAGUGGCUUAUCAGGUACAAUUUAUGGUUCCUUUUGAUUCUUGAGAAAUAAAAUAAUCAUCAAAAUCAUCACUCUAACACACUAGCCACAAUUAUGUCAAAUUCAGAACCUCUGCAUUUUUAAAGAUUUUUCUAAACCUACUUGUGGGAAACAAACUCACUGUUGAGUACUGGUGCUCAGCCAGCCAGCAUCAAGUAAUCAUUCCUUGUUGACUUCCAAAAGUUCUCUCAUGAUUAAGAAAAAAAUGUCCUCUGUCACAGCUGUACACAUACUGUAUAAUAUAUAAACAAUUAUAAGUAUCUCUCAGUUGGUACUCUUGCUAUGACUGGUCAGUUUAGCCAGCUAUAUUUUAUUGUACAUCCUGCUAAAUUCAAUUGUUUGAAUUGAAUUUUUCCCCUCUAUUUGAAGCCAGAGGUGUAAUAAAUAUCUUUACUUACUGACCUUAUUUCUUUGUCUGUACUGUAAGUUAUGGAAUCUCAGUCUUUCCCUUUGGGUUUAUAACCCAUACACUCCUAUCUUGGGCCAUAAAUCCACGCAGAAAAAAAAGAUAGGUCCAUAACAUGCAGUUAUUGUAAAGAUCUCAAAAUCAGUUGGAAAGAGGUAUCUAUACACUAAGCAUAGUUGCUAAGUAUUAUUAAUAGUACAUGCAUCGGCAGUUUAUUGCAUACAUAUCCAAUUCAUCUGUUUACUUGUAUUCUUUACUUAAUAAGAAACCUCACCCAAGUUAAAUGAAUUGUUCAAAAUAUAUGUUAAAUUAAUCAACUUUUGAAAUGGAUAUUACUGCAGAUUCGUUUUGAAAGCAGUAAGACCCUGGGCACCAGAAUUUUGUUCCUGACUGAAGGUUUGUGAACAAUUUUCUCUGUCUUUUUUGAUCACUCAUUCAAUGGUAUAUCUUAAAUCAUAGCUGCAUUCAAGUUCACAAAAUGUAGAUUUCUUUAUGUAGAUUCAGAUUUAAUUAUAAGUUGUAAAACCUUGCGAAUCUGAUUUGGUUUUUUUUUUAAAAUUUUAUGAUCAGUGGAUUUAAAACUUUUUGUUUUGCACUUCAGAUAGAUAACAAUCUAACCUGUAUUAAGGGGUGCCACGUUAAGUGGUCACCCUCUAUUAAGUAAUCAGUUGUCAAAGUCCCAGAUUUCUUUCCUCUUACUCACAGUAAUUUUCACCUCUUUUUAGUGGUCACCUAAACUAUUUUGUGGUUGUGAUUGUCCCUUGCUAAGUCCCAACAGCCUGUUUGUAUUUUUCUUCACCCUUAUUGAACAGUUACUUAAGUGGAUCCACUCAAAUUAAACUAAGAAUAUUCUUUCUAGUAAAAUUGAUUCCAUUUUAUUUCCCAAAAUCAAUGUUAGUAGUAUUUUUGGGCAAUUUUUUGUACAUUAAGUGUUCAAUUAUGGCAUAAAAAUAGCAGUUUUUAUGUUACCCCUCUUCUAAAGAAACUGUAUAAAGUGGUCUCCUUGCCAUUCCCCAGAGUGACUGCUUAAUACAGGUUUGACUGUAAUUGGCUCUUUUCUUGUUGGUAAACAAUGAAAACAUUGAACAUGCUCAUGGACAGAAAACUUAAUAUGGACUCAGGAGGUGAACUCUUGCAUAGGAAUACAAAGUUGUAUUUGUAUUGCUGAAGUGAAAAUUUGUAAUUCCUGAAAAAAGGAAAAAAUGACAAGUGACAUGGUAUCUUUGACUAUGGGGAAAUGAACUGGUAACAAAGACUAAAUAUGCUUUGCAUCCGUUGUGCUUGAAAAUUAUGAUCCAUUUCCUCUGUGCUUUCACCUUUUUUAUCUUGCCAUUACUCUUGACGUGGUAAAGUGCUUUGUUUGGAGGGUAUUGUCACAAAUGCAGUCAUUGUUGAAAUUAUAUUCAUUUUGAUGUACACGUGUAGGCUUGUUGUUGCGUCAAUUAUCUACCGACCCCACCCUCAGUCAGUACAAUGUUAUCGUGGUGGAUGAGGUACAUGAGAGACAUAUUCACGGAGACUUUUUACUUGGUGUUUUACGUGGUUUGCUGCAGGCCCGUGCUGACCUUAAGCUGGUUCUAAUGUCUGCCACCAUAAAUAUCAGGUAAGAGGGAGAGAGGGGUGGAUGCGGCAAUUUUUAGACGAAAUAUGUGACUGAAAGGAACUAAAUAUUUUUUUACUUCUCUUGUUCUUUAGCCUGUUUGCCGGCUAUUUUACAGGAGCGCCAGUUAUUCAGGUUUGUGGCACUUGUUUGAUAGAUGGACCAUUUAUGAACACUGUAAAAGUUUCAGUUUGUCUGUCAUUUUUCUGCUCUGCUUCCUGUCCAGCAUUAUUGGGUCUUACCAGCUCAUAUUUUAGGCGUUUUUGCCCUAUUAUGGCAAAAUGAAGUAGUGGUGGAAAAUUGAAUUUUUGUGAACUUUCCUUUUUACAGAUUCCAGGUCGUUUGUAUCCCAUUGAAGUUCGGUACCAGCCUCCAAAAGUCGAGGUUAGUGACAUGUAGGGAAGCUUAUUUUUCUUAAGCUUCCUAAUCUCCGUUCUGUCCCAUUGCAAAGUAGAAGAAAAAAACAUUCCACCUAGAAUUUGGGAUGGCAUGAGAGAGGCAAAAUGAAUUGUGCAGUAAUCAGUUUUGUCUGAUUGACCUUGGCACUAAAGGUUUUCGUCUCCCUAUAUGGUGAAAUACCGUGUUUUGUGGCUUACGACGGUCAGACAACGACCAACUCAAUAUACUGCGGAUAAAAACGUACCCUGUGGCACUCGUAGUAUUAUACCAGGGAAAAUGAUCUUACAGGCGAGCCUAGGGACCAAAACGGCUGGAGUUUAUUGCGCUUUUCUUUGCACCGAGCGACUGGAAGUAUUAAUAUUCCCUCUGGAUAGAAGGCUUCUCUAGCGCUUGUUGCCUUCAGCUGUUCAUAAGGUUUGCCUCACAGCUUCAGCUCCUCCCUUUGAUAAUUGCGGUUAGUUCGAGUGCACUAGUCCUGCUUCUGGUGAGUUCUGGAGCAUAAGAACCAGACUCCAUUUAGCCAAAUCAUCGAGGCAUUUUUUAAUCGGUGUUUGUUAUUAAAAGCAGCUGUCUUUCUCAACAGUUUUCAAGCAGCUCAAAACGAUGGGAGAGACUGGACCCCGCUCCUUACGUCAGAAUCAUGCAGCUUAUUGAUCACAAGGUUGAUUAAAAUGUUUUUAUUGUUUCAUCGUAAGCUCGAUGUUGAUUGAAUUCAACAGAUAAAUAUUUGACAAAGGGACACCAUGCAUCAGUUUUGUUGUUGUUAUUUUCUUUUCCAGCUUUAUUUUUAUCUGUUAACCGAAACAAACCCGAGAACAAGACCUAGAAAUAACCAUGGUGACUUGAAAGUGUCUGUGAUUUUUUUCGAAUAUCGUACAUUUAGCCAAUUUUAAACCUUAUCGUGCUGUCCUAGUAGAAUUUGAAAACAAUCAGAAUGCUCUCGGAGAGUAAAUUAGAAUCAAAACGCAAAAUUAUAAUUCUCCCUAGGAAAUCACAAACACAGAGUGCUUUGCGUUAAAAAAGUUUUCAUUAGAUAAAAUAGAAAGGACAAGACAGCAAGAAAACAAAAUGAUAAAGAAGCAUCUAAUUUAAAAAAAAAAAGGUUUCCUUCGAGCCGGAUUUGAACCAGCGACCUAAGGAUAUCAUCUUUACCUCUACAGUCCUCCGCUCUACCAACUGAGCUAUCGAAGGAAGAUCGAUAGUUUUGUUGGUCAUUCCGCUGCUGUUUUUGCCCUUGUGGCUACCGCAACUUAUUGCAGCUUAGCCCAGAGCCUACUCAUGGUCCUGACGCUGAUGCGCAAGUAUUGUUUUCUUGCUCACAUUUUCACAGAUUACACUUCGAGAGCUGUGAAAAUUACCUUCAAGAAGGCUGAUAGUCCAUCAGAUCAGUACCCGAACUCCGUUGCGUUUGUUAGCCGCUCACCAGUUUGGUUAUUUCUAACCUGAUGUGUUUCUGUUCAUACAAAUAGUACCCGUCAACAGAGCGAGGAGAUGUUCUGAUGUUUCUCAGUGGCAUGGCCGAAAUUACAACGGUUGUUGCUGCUGCUAAGGAGUAUGCGCAACAGUCUCGCCGGUGGAUAAUACUCCCGCUUCACAGCUCACUGUCUGUAGAGGAGCAAGAUAAGGUGGAUAUGGAAAAGAAGUUGUUUUGUUUUAUUUUAUUUUCAGGUCUUAAAUUGCACUAAUACCUUCAAUUAUCGAUUAGUUUAACUACUUAAACAAUUGAUCGUAAUACAAACUUUUCCUUAUACCAUUGAAUUGACAGUACAAUCUUUCGGACUUUGUCAAUGGUACCAGUACAUUGUUGGCCAUAAAAUGUUGUUGAGAUAUAUAUUGUUUUAAUCAAAGUCGUUCUUUUAAAGAUAAAACACAACCUGUAUAGUUUGGUUUUCUUGCUCCCGCUUUAUAAAAAUGCGGCACAGCCAUUAUAAAAUGACAUCGACAGGGCCGCGACAGCUAGAGAAAGUCCAGCAAACUGCCUCCUACUUCCUUAGCGGUUUAUUCCCAUAAGAGUCACACCCCAUAACCCCACCCACUCCUCCCGAUAUACGUAGACUAGCUAAAAUGUCCAUUUCAGUAUUCUUUGUACAUAAAGUGAUAACGGAUGUCUGUGGGCGAAGCUAUAAACUGGUGGUCAGUAUAGUAGAGUCGCAUGAACAGGCCUUGAUUCGAGCGAUAGGGAUAGAAAUAAAUACUGAAUGGUAAGAGACUGGGGGACACAAAGAAUGUUGAAGAACGUUUUUUGGUCGGUAGGUUUUUGAUGUGCCUCCUGAAGGUGUUCGCAAAUGUGUUGUGUCCACAAACAUCGCUGAGACUUCCAUCACAAUCGAUGGCAUCAGGUUCAUUGUGGACUCUGGAAAGGUAACUUUACUUUUGUUAUAUUUUAUUUUCUUAAGGAACAUUACAGAUCUCGACAUGCUCUUAACUUCGAUUCUCCUUUAAUGACGUGUAACUGUGAAAUGCGCUUUUUACUACUUUACAACCAUCUGAUAAAGUAACAAUUAAAAUAACAGAUACUUAUUUCUUGCCUUUCGGUAUAUACUUUCGUCGUAUUGAGCUUCCCUCGGUCACUGGUCUUGUGGUUUUAUUUAACUAGGGAGGUUCUCGAAAGGAUUUGCGUAGAUUUGAUGCCGCCUGAUGAAGUAACUGUUUCUGAAUGCAGAAUAUACGAAAAACUAUGGUUUUAGGCUGAAUUGACCUCGCCUGUUUCUUGUUUUGGACUCAGUUAGAUUGAGAAUAAUUUUUUAACGAAAACAUUCGGUUCUGAUUUAUUCAAAGGUAAAGGAGAUGAGCUAUGAUACUGAAGCUAAAAUGCAGCGACUGCGUGAGUUCUGGAUAAGUCAAGCGAGUGCAGAGCAGCGCAAAGGAAGGGCUGGUAAGUCGCUGUCACAGCGUCUGAAACAUACAUACAUUCGAAGUUUCAUUCACAUUUCAUAAUACAUGGGCGCGCGUAGAUAUGGAAUUUCUCCUCGAGUAUUUAACUCGAUAGCUCACGAGUAAGCGCAGCGAACGAGUGAGAUGUCGAAUUGAACAUAAGAAGAGGAAUUUAUUAUCUACAAGCAUCCAUGUAUUAUUUUUUUUAUCAUAUAAACACAAUAGCCCUUUACUGACAAAAAAAAGUCGACUUGACCAAUGAAUGAAAACAAAAGGAUCGACAUUCCUUGUAUAAAAAUCGUAAAGUGGGUUGGCGCUAAGGCUCAAGAUGAAAACAUGCGUUGAAAAAUUACGAGAACAAGCAAUGGGCGUAAUUUUCAAUGUACAAAAUUCUUAGUUAUCGACUUGGUCCUUACCGACAAAAGAAAUCUUUCAGGUACACGGCCAAAAUUGGCCUGUGGCAAAUCGCCUUGUUGUCGAUUUUCGUUCUCAGCCGCGAGAAAUGCCAUUACCAAAGCCACUGAAUACGUAACUUUCGGUUUUUCUUUCAGUAUUUUGGUUUUCUUCCCCUCCUAGGAAAGUUUGAACGUCACCGUCACUGGCUAUAAGCGAUACGAAUUUUUCAGUGUCUAAGCAGCCAUUAAUCCGAAAAGUUUCCGACAAACGACUUUGUGUUGAGAAUGGUGAAGGCUUCGCCAUUCAUUCAUCAACCUGACCGAGUGGUGCGAAAGGCGAGUAACGUGUCAGCAGCUGAUUGGUGAUAUCAAAGACACGUGAAAAAAUAUCGUAUUUUUUCACGUGAGUUGUUACAUCUUUUCUCGGGGCUGGAAAUCCUUGUAUAACACCGUUGUUUAUACGAGUGAGAUGCCGAGUUGAACACGAGAAGAGAAAUUUUAUAUCCACAAGCAACCAUGUAUUAUUUUGUUUAUCAUAUAAACACAAUAGCCCUUUUAUUUAGAAGUAGAGUCGACUUUACUAAUGAAUGAAACUAAAAGAGUCGACAAUCCCCGAAUAAAACUUAUAAAGUGCGUUGGUGCACUCAAGAUGAAAACAUGCGUUGAAUCACUACAAAAACAAACAGUGGGUCUAAUUUUCAAUAUAAAAAAUUCUCAGUUUUUGAAUUGGCCCUUACCGACAGAAUAAAUCUUUCAGGUACGAGGCCAAAAUCGGCCUGUAGCAAAUAUUCCAGUUGUCAAUUUUCGUUCUCAGCCACGAGAAAUGCCAUUAACAAAGCCACUGUAUACGUAACUUACGGUUUUCUUCGCCUUCUAGGAAAGUUUGAACGUCACUGUAAGCGAUACGGAAUUUUGAGUGUUUAAGCAGCCAUAGUCCGAAAAAAUUUCCGACAAACGACCUUGGAUUGAGAACGGUGAAGGCUUCGCCGUUCAUAAUCAACCUCACCGAGUGGCGCGAAAGGCAAGUGACGUGUCAGCAGCUGAUUGGCGAUGUAAAACACAUGAAAAAAUAUCGUAUUUUUUCACGUGCGUUGUUACGUCUUUUCUCAGGGCUGGAAAUCCUUGUAUAACACCGUUGUAAAUAUCAUUAUAUGAAUUGGCGAACGUAGAGAAUUUCUAAAGUUGACCUCUCAAGCGUCAGACCUUCGUCAGAGCGAGGGGCUAACGCCUGCUUUGUCUCAUGUUAGUCAGCUUCAUCUGUGGUUACUCUUGGUUGCAUCAUUUUAGGUCGUACGGGUCCUGGUGUGUGUUUUCGUUUAUAUUCUGAGAGUGAUUAUCAAGCCUUUUCGCAAUACACCACUCCUGAGAUUCAGUUGGUACCUUUAGACUCCAUCAUUCUGCAGAUGGUCUCUCUUGGUAUUAAUCGCAUCCGCGAGUUCCCCUUCAUAGAACCACCACCAGCAUCCAACGUUGAAAACUCAAUUUACACUCUUAAGCAACAAGGUGCUCUGACAGAUGAUGAAGCCUUGACACCUAUUGGACAAAUGUUGGCUCAGUUGCCUGUUGAUGUCGUCAUUGGAAAGAUGCUUCUAAUUGGCUCAGUGUUCCACGUGAUUGAACCCGUUAUGAUCAUAGCUGCAGCUCUCAGUGUUCAAUCUCCUUUCACACAAAAGAUGGGUUAUGACUCUGUAGUGGCGUCACUAAGGCAGCCUCUAGAGUCUGACCAUGGCGACCUGUUUACGCUGCUGAAUGCCUACGAUGAGUGGCUACAGGUUAGUUGACGAUCACUAUAUAUCUGCUGCUAAAUAGCUAUGACAGGUAAUGAAAUAUAGCAAAUAGGGCACAGAUUACAAGUUUCGAACGAACCUGCCGUUACUCCUAGAAAUUAUCCCCGGGUUUGGAAACUUAGACUGAUGCCUAUUACCUGACCGCGAAGCCUCUUAGACUCCUUUUGGAUUAUCCUGAUUGAACCCAAUGAACUAAUUAACAUGACAGCGCUAAAGAGCUUCUUGUAAUGCGCAUGCUUCGGAAAAAAAACAUCGUGGAGUAAGAAUAGUGUAAACGUUUACGUUGUCCACCUACAUUUUGUUUGAAUACACUAAUUGAAAUGAACUUUUGAAAUGUGAAUAUGUCGGUCAGUGAAUAAGAAAGAGUUUUCUCCCUCAUUUGGUUUUCUAGGUGAAAAGUCAUGGAAGCUCUUCUCGGAAGUGGUGCAAGCGCAGAGGUCUGGAAGAACAGCGUUUUUAUGAAAUGUCCAAACUAAAACGUCAAUUCGAAUCGCUCCUGCGGGAUCAUCACUUGAUGGAUCUCGAGGAACGUGAUGAGGAUGCGGAAGACCGGGAUCGGGAGGAAGAUAAAAGGCGGGAAUUGAAGAAACUGAAACGAAGACAUCGCAAAGAAACACGGAAAACAAAAAUGCUAAAACUGGACGAGGACCAGGAAAGCGGAGACGAAAGAGAUGAGGAGACUGGAACUGACAUCCGCGAUCUAGAAUUUAAGCUUACACACGACCUGGACAAGCUUGAGGCAGGAAGUACAACGAGGCGCAGCUUCACAUUGCGAGACAUAAAUUUGCUGAAGAUUAUUCUCUGCAGUGGACUGUACCCUAACCUGGCUUUGCCAGAUGAGAACAACACGAACAAAAGGGACUCGGAGCAGUUGUUUCAUAGCAAGGCAAAGCAAUUCCUUCAGGUUCUUCCUACCAGUGUGUUUGCCAGUCGACCUCAACUACUACAACUCACUGAGUCCCCAGUUAAUUAUCAGUUGCUCACGUAUGUCUCUCUUUUGGAGACCAGCAAACCGUAUUUAGUACAAGCCAUGCGAGUCCCAGCGUUACAAACUCUUAUGUUGUUUGCACAAAGCUUGGACACUAACUCAGAUUUGACACGCUUUGUUGUAGACGGUUGGCUUGAAAUCUCCUUUCCAGAUAACAACACCGGGCAGGAGGUGAUGUUCUCUGUCCAACGGCUACGCUCCACUUGGGUUCGCCUGUUGAAGCUAAGAUUUGAUGAGAUUAAAGACAAGCAGGAUCGUAGUGCUACACGACGAAACAGAGAACUGGACUUGGAAAGUCAUCUGGCCAAAAAGUUGUCUGAAUUCUUGGACAGUAAUGUCACUUACUCACUCCGACGACUUCUGCCGUCUGAAAGCCGAUACUUGUAUCUUGGUCCUCUCGGUCAAAGUCAGAAUGAUGACAGGUUGGAGGAUGCCUCUGGUUUGCCUUUCACGGGAAGCCUGGAACCGCACCCAACCAAGGGGGGCUUCCGUGUGAGUGAUUAUCUGACCUACAGCUGCCUACAAGACACUGUCAUGGCCGAGGCUGCCUCUGCCGCCGCUCAAUACAUUGCUAAGCAUUGGCGGUGCGAGAAAUGCGGCCAGAAAAUGUUGGUGACUGUUUUGGAAAGGUUGAGACAUGAAGAAGAAUGCCAGAAUGAACAGGCCCAUGACUCAAACGACCCAGUGGUUGAGUCUCAUAAAGACAAGGUAGCCGUUAACCCAUCAAUCGAGAGGUUAAGAAAGUCAUAUUAUUGCAACACAUGUCAAUCACAAUUCUCAUUUACAAGUACUGAAAUUUUAAAGCAUAAGAAGUCCCAUUUGUCUUCUACAUAGGUAGAAGUAAUUAAAGUAAGUAUUUCUUCUUUCUAGACCGUUUUCAUCGGUACAAUUCUGUAUACGUGGUACCCUCAGAGUCAUGGUUGUCACAUUUUUUCCUCUUUCAGUAGUGUGUUGAGGCUGAUAAUAAAUAAAUACCAACUUCUAUGGAGGGGG